Messenger RNA from Synchytrium microbalum, 621 nucleotides. RefSeq lists its product as uncharacterized. Bases 1 to 621 code for a protein of 206 amino acids. Gene Ontology annotation, biological process: small GTPase-mediated signal transduction. The record is from RefSeq and is a predicted model, not a curated record. Lineage: Eukaryota; Fungi; Chytridiomycota; Chytridiomycetes; Synchytriales; Synchytriaceae. Gene Ontology annotation, molecular function: GTPase activity; GTP binding. The transcript has 4 exons.
AUGGACAACACUAGGCAACGUAAACAACUCUUCAAUUGGAGCAACAGCAGCAAGAAUCAGGUCGACGCAGAUGAGGACGGAACAGUAUCUGAGACCAAGUGGCCCGAACGAAAGCUGGUGAUUGUAGGAGACGGUUCUUGUGGCAAAACAGCCUUGCUGAUGGUCCAAAGUGGUGAAGAUUUCCCUGAUAAAUACUUUCCAACAAUAUUCGAAAACUUUGUCACGACAGUCUGCAUUGGCGGAAACAAACAUGUGCAAUUAUCGCUAUGGGAUACAGCUGGACAAGAAGAUUACGAUCGUCUCAGGCCCUUGUCAUAUACUGAUACGGACGUUGUGAUUUUGUGGGUCCCAGAAUUAAGACAUUUCCUACCAAACGUUCCAAUCAUUCUUGUUGGUAACAAGAAGGAUUUACGCGACGACAAAGCAUAUGCCUCACGACCAGACACUCGUCUUAUUCCAGCCAACCAGGGCUUCGAACUCGCACCAAAAAUCCAGGCAGUCAAGUAUAUAGAAACGUCGGCCAAGACCAAUGAGCAGGUCAAUGAGCUCUUCACGAUGGCAGCAAAACUCGCAAUGAAAAAGUCACAUCGCAAGACUCAAAGGAAUUGCCUGAUCAUGUAG